CACUAGUGUGUCCUGCCUGUUUGCUUUAUGCAAGGCUAUGGGGUCUCAAUACUUCCCAGCACGAUCUGUGCUUUUCCAAAAGGAGCCGAGUGGAGUUACAUACCGUGUUCCUGCUUUGAUCUACAUACCUCAUUUCAGCUGUUUCUUGGCCUUCUGUGAGGAAAGACUGACUCCGGCAGACGCUCAAGCACAUCUGCUGGUCAUGCGCAAAGGCACUUUUUAUAAAAACUAUGUGGAAUGGAAGGACAUGGAGGUGUUGAGUACAGCUCGACUGGAGGGCUACCGCUCAAUGAACCCCUGCCCUGUUUAUGAUGAGUUUACUGGCACAGUCUUUUUCAUUGCUGUUCUGGGUCACACCUCUGAGUCUUACCAGUUAAUUACAGGAAAGAACGUGACACGUCUUUGCUACGUGUCCAGCAGUGACCAAGGGGACACCUGGAGCUCUGUUACAGACCUUACCAGGAUACUCAUAGGGGACACCAUUAAAGAGUGGGCCACUUUUGCUGUGGGUCCAGGUCACGGAACCCAGUUAAAAUCUGGAAGGCUAAUAAUCCCUGCUUAUGCCUACCAUAUUGACUGCAGAAAUUGCUUUGGCAGGAAGUGCAAGACUUCAUCACACUCGUUUUGUUUUUAUAGUGACACGCAUGGGAAAGCGUGGCAUUUUGGAGAGGCGUUGUCCACGCCAGAGAGUGUGGAGUGUCAGAUGGUGUCAGUAGAUGAGGAAAAUGGAGUAAACUUUUUGUACUGCAAUGCGCGGAGUGUAUCAGGUUGCCGUGUACAAGCUGUUAGCUUUGAUAAUGGGGCUGUUUUUCAAAAUGGCCAGCUGGUGUAUAAACUAGUGGAGCCAAAGAAUGGGUGCCAUGGCAGUGUAAUUGGAUUUCCAGCACCAAUCUACAAGCUCGGGCAAUCGCAACACUUUCUGAGACAGUUGAGGUCCAUCUACACCCCACUUGCAGUCAGCAUAUCACCAAGGAACUUCCUUCCACCAACAUGGGUGGUAUAUACUCACCCCACCUGCUCAAAAGCCCGUCGUGACCUCGGUGUUUACCUCAGUCUUCUUCCUCGAGACCCGGACAGCUGGUCAGGACCUUGGAUCAUAUAUGCAGGCCCUAGUGCAUAUUCAGACUUGGCCUAUGUUGAGACGUCUACUGAUGCCCCAGCGGUCCCUGUCUUUGCCUGCCUUUUUGAGAACGGCACAAAGACAGCUUAUGAUGAGAUUUCUUUCUGCAUCUUCACACUGUAUGAGCUAAUCGACCACCUUCCCCACAACAACCAAAAAAGAAAAGGGAUCAGAAAGAUGAAAGGAUUGUGGGAGUGCUGCUUUGUCUGCUGAAUGUAUGUGUAACAGGACUGGAUAAGUUUCAGAAGAAUUGAAAAAUUGGCUCCCUUUCAAUUCAAGGGUUAGUUCAGCCAAAAAUGAAAAUUAGCCCAUAAAUUACUCACCCUCAAGUCAUCCUAGGUGUAUAUGACUCUUCUUUCAGACAA
Messenger RNA from Cyprinus carpio (common carp), 1485 nucleotides. RefSeq names its product sialidase-4-like. The record is from RefSeq and is a predicted model, not a curated record. Lineage: Eukaryota; Metazoa; Chordata; Actinopteri; Cypriniformes; Cyprinidae.